AUGAGCGGCGCCUGCACGAGCUACGUGAGCGCCGAGCAGGAGGUGGUGCGUGGCUUCAGCUGCCCGCGGCCGGGGGGCGAGGCGGCCGCGGUCUUCUGCUGCGGCUUCCGCGACCACAAGUACUGCUGCGACGACCCGCACAGCUUCUUCCCCUACGAGCACAGCUACAUGUGGUGGCUCAGUAUUGGUGCUCUUGUGGGCCUGUCCAUAGCAGCAGUGGUCCUCCUGGCCUUCAUUAUCACUGCCUGUGUGCUUUGUUACCUGUUCAUCAGCUCAAAACCCCACACAAAGUUGGACCCAGGCUUAAACUUACAGACUACAGAGGCACCAUUCAUCCUUGGUCUCUUCCAUCAGUGGGUUUUAAAGCAUAGGAGUGUUCUACAUAAAGAAGACCCUGAUGAGGUACCCCUUGAUUGCCAAGGUGGAAACAUGGGCAACUCAGUGGAGGUGCCAGGAGUGAGUCUCAGGCAGAGUCACCCCUUCCUGAACUCACGGCUGGACUGCAAUGAGGAGCAGGCUAAGGAUCCCAAAUGCCUCCUCCAGCACUGCUUCAUGGCUACAGUGACCGCCAGUGACCUUCCAGGGAGCCCUGAGGAAGUUCCCGUCCCCAGUCUAUUACACCCAGCCCCAUAA
Messenger RNA from Budorcas taxicolor (takin), 633 nucleotides. RefSeq names its product shisa like 2A (gene SHISAL2A). Lineage: Eukaryota; Metazoa; Chordata; Mammalia; Artiodactyla; Bovidae. The record is from RefSeq and is a predicted model, not a curated record.